AUGGCUCCACCCAAAAGACCGCUUGGAUUGGGAAAGUCCGCACAGAAGAAGAAGCAAAAGACAGAUGAAGAUGGCGUUGCUGAGUCUGGCUCUAGUGCAAAUGCUUCUGAACUUACUGUAGAGCUGAACGAGGAGGUUGACGCAGAUGAUGAGGUAUCUCAGCUAUUUGCCCUGUGGAAAACAUUCUUGGGAGCUGAAAAAGACAACGAGCUUGUCUUGAACGGUAUCAUUCAUGAAUGCGAUAGAUUAUUGAGAAACAGCCAAACAGAGAAGAAUAAAUACAAGUUAAAUGGAGAAUUUCACGCCAUUUACGCUUUAGCUCUGAACGAGUUAGCAUUUUUUCACGCAGCUAAGGAGAACGAUGUCAAGCCAUAUUUUGACGAAGCACUAGAGAGAAUUGAUCUUGGUUUAAGUCACUCUAAAGAGGAUCCCAGGUUAUUGUUCUCAAAGGCUCACAUUAUUUUUAACAGAGUUCCACUGGAAUACAUUUCCAAAAUGACCCCAGAGUCCAGCUCAGAGGGAUACCCAAAUAUACUCGAAGUUUUAGACGACGCUCUUAAAAGCUAUGAAGCAGCACAGAAUGAAGCUAUUAAAACUGAACGAUUUGAACUCUUUGACCAAGAAACCUUCAGAGUACUCGACUCCUUAGAUGAUCUGCUAAGCAUCAUUGAUGAUUUUGGAAAGAAGAAAUCUUCCGACGAAGGGAUAGAUAGUGAAGAUGAAGAGGAGCUCGGGUUUGACGAAGAUGAAGAUAGUCUUCAACUGAGUGAAUCUCAUCCUUUGAAACCUUUGGGGGAAAGUGAAAAAUAUGAUAUUUGGUGGAGAACUCAAACUAUAGAAUUCCUGAAAAAUCUUGAAAAGCUUGCCCAGAAAUCCGACAUCAUUCUUAAAGACUCAUCUUUGCCAAUUGGUAACUUGCAUAGAGAUGUUUGCAAGAAAUUGGGUCAGUCAUAUCUUUUAGAGGCAGAGGAGCCCUCAGCCAUCUUUACCACCCUGGAGUAUGAUUCAGAUGUUGAGGACAAAGAGGAUGGGAUCAAUGGUCUACAAGCUGAUCAGGCUCGUGACAUUGCUAUCCAAUUGGUUACUGAAGCAAUUCAAUACCUGGAAAAAGCUGAAUACUCCGACGAUCCAAAGAGCUGGGCCGAUGUUGCAGAAGCCUAUGUAACUUUGGGAAAUCUACACUCCGUCGAUAGCAGAGAACAAGAAGACUGCUAUUCCAAAGCAGAAAAAAGACUUCAGCAUGCAAAUAAAGCUACUCAUGGCAAAUAUGAGCAUAUUCUCAACAACCUGUUGCAGAAGAGCUACGAUGAUACAUAG
This is a messenger RNA of Komagataella phaffii GS115, 1317 nucleotides long. RefSeq lists its product as uncharacterized. Lineage: Eukaryota; Fungi; Ascomycota; Pichiomycetes; Pichiales; Pichiaceae. Gene Ontology annotation, biological process: positive regulation of cellular response to hypoxia; translational termination; positive regulation of SREBP signaling pathway. The transcript has a single exon. Gene Ontology annotation, cellular component: nucleus. Gene Ontology annotation, molecular function: protein binding. The record is from RefSeq and is a predicted model, not a curated record. The coding region runs from base 1 to 1317 and encodes 438 amino acids.